GGCCAAGUCCAAGAAAAUAAAAAGACAUUUCAGUCGAAUCUAUUACUUUUAUGUCCCAAAAAAUCUUUGCGCAAAUUGAAAUUUCCAAAAUUCACUUUUCUCUUUCCUCCCAGCUUUCUUCUCCCAAACCCACUGCGAUUGGUAUUGUAACUGCAACUCGGGAAAGGAAGCCAAAAAAAAAAAAAGAAAACAAGAGCGUCGAACAGAAUAACCAACAGCGGAACCAGGUUUUUCCAACUCUUCUUUCUGCUAUAUAAAGCCAAUUUCCCCCCUCUCCCCCUCCAAACAAACACAAAAUAAGAAGGGUCAUCCAACAUUCAUUUUUAGUCAAACAGUAUUCUCCUAUAAUUAUGGAUUUCUCUUAUUUCUCUAUUUCUUCGAAAAUCUCGUCUCCAUGUUCCGUUGAAUGGAUUCCCUUCUCGCCCCUCGUUCCACGUCGUCUUUCUCUUCUCCACUGAAUAAUAAUAAGAAUUAUUAUUAUUGUAAUAUUAAUAGUGAGAAUAAAUCGAGCUUUUCGGUGCCAUCGAGUUUUCGAAUCUUUAAUUUGAGAAAGUUUAGUACGGUUAGUUUUGGUUACGGUUGCGAUUGUCGUUUGAUGGGAAGGAGUUCUGGUUGUUCAAAGAUCGACUGUUUGACACGUGUUACGAUGGAUUUCUCUGCUUCUGCUGCUUCGCCUGAGAUUGCAAAGCCUAAGAUCGUCACCGGUCCUGGUGGUUAUGUUCUUGAGGAUGUUCCUCACUUAUCGGAUUACAUUCCUGAUCUUCCUACUUAUCCCAAUCCGUUGCAAGACAAUCCGGCAUACUCAGUUGUUAAGCAAUAUUUUGUUCAUGUAGAUGACACCGUUCCUCAAAAGAUUGUUGUUCACAAGGAUAGUCCAAGAGGAACGCAUUUCCGACGAGCUGGACCACGUCAAAAGGUAUAUUUUGACUCUGAUGAAGUUCAUGCCUGUAUUGUGACGUGUGGUGGUCUUUGCCCUGGACUCAACACUGUGAUUAGAGAGAUAGUAUGUGGCUUGAACCACAUGUAUGGUGUGAAGAAAGUUUUGGGGAUAGAUGGAGGAUACAGGGGAUUUUAUGCUAAAAAAACCGUGCAUUUAGAUCCCAAGGGAGGAUACAGGGGAUUUUAUGCUAAAAAUACCGUGCAUUUAGAUCCCAAUGUUGUCAAUGAUAUCCAUAAACGUGGUGGAACAAUCCUUGGGACAUCACGAGGUGGGCAUGAUACUACAAAGAUUGUUGACAGCAUUCAGGAUCGUGGAAUUAAUCAGGUUUACAUUAUUGGCGGUGAUGGAACUCAGAGAGGUGCAGCUGUUAUAUUUGAGGAAGUUAGAAGGCGAGGUCUCAAAGUUUCAGUUGCGGGAAUCCCUAAAACCAUUGACAACGACAUUCCAGUUAUUGACAAAUCCUUUGGCUUUGACACUGCCGUUGAGGAGGCUCAACGUGCUAUUAAUGCUGCUCAUGUUGAAGCUGAAAGUAUUGAGAAUGGUAUUGGUCUUGUGAAGUUGAUGGGUCGCUACAGUGGUUUUAUUGCAAUGUAUGCCACUCUCGCAAGCCGAGAUGUGGAUUGUUGCUUGAUCCCAGAGUCACCCUUUUUUCUUGAAGGAGCUGGAGGGCUUUUUGAAUACAUUGAGAAACGACUUAAAGAAAAUGGGCAUAUGGUUAUCGUGAUAGCAGAGGGUGCUGGCCAAGAGCUGCUUUCCGAGAGCAUGAAAUCAAUGACACAGAAAGAUGCUUCAGGAAACAAGCUUCUCCAGGAUGUUGGGCUAUGGAUAUCACAGAGGAUCAAGGACUACUUUUCAAAACAAAGGAAGAUGCCCAUAAACCUCAAAUAUAUAGAUCCUACUUAUAUGAUUCGUGCUAUCCCAAGCAAUGCAUCUGAUAAUGUUUACUGCACACUUCUUGCCCAAAGUGUUGUGCAUGGAGCGAUGGCAGGGUACACUGGCUUCACAAGUGGUCUUGUUAACGGCAGGCAGACAUACAUACCGUUCAAUCGAAUCAUCGAGAAACAAAACCAUGUUGUGAUUACAGAUAGGAUGUGGGCAAGGCUCCUUUCGUCAACAAAUCAACCAAGCUUUUUGAGUGCUAAAGAUGUUGAAGAGAAGGGUGAUGAAGAACCGUCAAACCAAUUGUUGGAUAAUGGAAAUUGUGGCCAAGAGACUUUUGUUUCGAAUGAGGUAACCAACUGAGGUUGGUAGUUUACCACUGCUAAUGCUUAGCCCGCAGUUAGAAUAGCAUGCUGCGACAAACACCCUGAAUAAUACUGUUGUGCAAAAUUCGGCAGUUUGAUUUCUUUUGCUUCAUGAACCCUAAGAGUAAAAAGAACUUAUUAUAUGGUUGUAUUCCUCCUUAUGUGCUGCAAUAUUGUCAAUUUAUGAUGACAAUGUUGAAUGGAAGUGAUAAUUUUUAGUGUGCGUAUUUCAAGUCAGUCCUG
Messenger RNA from Durio zibethinus, 2427 nucleotides. Its product is annotated as ATP-dependent 6-phosphofructokinase 3-like. Gene Ontology annotation, molecular function: 6-phosphofructokinase activity; ATP binding. Lineage: Eukaryota; Viridiplantae; Streptophyta; Magnoliopsida; Malvales; Malvaceae. Gene Ontology annotation, biological process: fructose 6-phosphate metabolic process; glycolytic process. The record is from RefSeq and is a predicted model, not a curated record.